Molecule: messenger RNA, 2494 nt
Organism: Jatropha curcas
Lineage: Eukaryota; Viridiplantae; Streptophyta; Magnoliopsida; Malpighiales; Euphorbiaceae
Gene: ABCG21
Product: ABC-2 type transporter family protein
Biological process (GO): transmembrane transport
Cellular component (GO): plasma membrane
Molecular function (GO): ABC-type transporter activity; ATP hydrolysis activity; ATP binding
Source: RefSeq, a predicted model, not a curated record
CAUCACAUGUUCUGUUCUUGCAUGUGACCUCUUCUUCUCCUCUUCAAUUCUCUCUUUGCCUCUUCUUCUUCCAUUUCUCUCUACAUUUCUCCAUUCUUUAAUCUUUAUCAGCUUUCUUUUAUACUUUUUAAUCGUUUCUCCUUUUUCUCCAAUGAUGCCCCCGGAGCAAGAAACUCCCAUCCCUGUUACCCCUCCAGCUAACAGUGGCAUCACGCUUAACAACUGGACUGAAACGGUUUCUUCUGUUCAUGCCGAGCCGCCUGUCUCAUCCAUUAAUGCCAACUCAUGUUCACAAUAUCGAGUUCCAGAUCAUCAACAACAAGAACUAAACACAUCAAGAUUUUUGAUUUUACGUGAAUCUUCACAUCCUGUAACUCUCAAGUUUGAAGAUGUUUCCUACAGUAUCAAUUUAUCAGCAAAAAGAAGUUGUUAUCUAAAUGAACCAAAAUCGACUACAAAAACUGUACUUAAUUGUGUUAGUGGCAUAGUUCGUCCUGGUGAGCUGCUAGCAAUGCUAGGCCCUUCGGGGAGUGGAAAAACUACCCUUUUAACAGCUCUCGCCGGCAGAUUGCCUGGAAAAGUCUCCGGUACCAUAUCUUACAACGGCAUGCCUUUCUCUAGCUCCAUGAAGCGCAAAACUGGCUUUGUUUCUCAAGACGAUGUGUUAUAUCCCCAUCUUACAGUGAUAGAGACACUGACAUAUACUGCUUUAUUAAGGCUACCGAAAAAGCUGUCAAAAGAAGAGAAAAUAGAACAAGCUGAGUUGGUUAUUGCAGAGCUUGGAUUAACCAGGUGUAGAAAUAGUGUAAUUGGUGGGCCUUUACUUCGCGGUGUAUCGGGUGGGGAACGAAAACGGGUCAGUAUCGGGCAAGAAAUGUUGGUUAACCCGAGUUUGCUGUUGCUCGAUGAACCCACUUCGGGUCUUGACUCUACCACCGCCCAACGCAUUGUAGCUACCUUGAAAGGACUCGCACGCGGUGGUCGGACUGUUCUAACAACAAUUCAUCAGCCUUCGAGCAGGCUGUAUCGGAUGUUUGAUAAGGUAGUUGUUUUAUCCGAUGGAUGCCCCAUUUACAGCGGAUACGCUAGUCGAGUCAUGGAGUAUUUCGGGUCAAUUGGUUACGUGCCCGGGUUCAAUUUCAUGAAUCCUGCUGAUUUUCUGCUUGACCUUGCUAAUGGUAUAGUUCCUGACACGAAACAAGGUGAUCAAUUAAUGGAGAGUCAUAACAGAUUAGACCAUCUUGAUGAACAAAAUUCAGUAAAGCAAUCUUUAAUAUCAUCUUACAAGAAGAACUUGUAUCCUGCAUUGAAAGCUGACAUUCAUCAAAACUUUCAAGAUUCUUCAUCAGGACCUUCAUCACUUGUAAAAUAUUCUGCGGAUCAAUGGACAACAACCUGGUGGCAGCAAUUCCAAGUAUUACUAAGAAGAGGUUUGCGAGAAAGAAAACAUGAAUCAUAUUCAGGCUUAAGGAUUUUCCAAGUGCUGUCAGUUUCAGUUCUUUCAGGGCUUUUAUGGUGGCAUUCUGAUACUUCACAUAUACAAGAUCAGGUGGGGCUUCUCUUCUUUUUCUCAAUCUUCUGGGGAUUUUUCCCUCUGUUUAAUGCUAUAUUCACAUUCCCUCAAGAGCGACCAAUGCUUAUAAAAGAGCGUUCCUCAGGCAUGUAUCGCCUUUCCUCAUACUAUUUGGCGCGAAUAGCCGGUGACUUGCCAAUGGAGCUUGUUCUACCCACAAUAUUUGUUACCAUAUCAUACUGGAUGGGUGGUCUAAAACCUUCCUUGGUAACAUUUAUACUAACCCUUUUGAUCAUCCUCUUUAAUGUGCUAGUAUCACAAGGACUAGGUCUAGCCCUCGGAGCAAUUUUAAUGGAAGUAAAACAAGCAACAACCUUAGCUUCAGUUACAAUGCUUGUUUUCUUACUAGCAGGUGGAUACUACAUUCAGCAUAUCCCACAAUUUAUCGCUUGGCUGAAAUACAUUUCUUUUAGUCACUAUUGUUACAAGCUGCUCGUAGGAGUACAAUAUUCAGUGAAUGAAGUUUAUGAGUGUGAAAAGGGAAUCCAUUGCAGAGUAAUGGAUUUUCCUGCAAUAAAGUAUCUGGGUGUUGAUAAUAUGUGGGGAGAUGUUGCUGCUUUGUCUAUAAUGUUGGUGGGUUACAGGAUUUUGGCUUAUCUGGCUUUGAAAAUGGGGCAACCUCACUGAAACUGACCCAUUUGACUGCAAGUGAGUGAAGUUGAGUAAUUAUAGUAAUUAAUUAACUGUUUUAUGUAUUCAUUUUGAGUAAUUACAGGAAUCAAGGAAAUUAUUCUCCAAUUAGUAGGUUCAGGUUCAACUCUUGUUUUGGGAAGAAAUCUUGAAGACUAUAACUAGCUUGCUUCAGUGUAAAUUGGAGUUCAUGUCACUGUCAAAAUUUGCUGUCCAAUUAAUAUUAAUUAAUUAAGCUUGUAACCAGGUAUAAUGCACUAAUUAUGAUUUAUGAGAAUUUCCCUUUUGUAA